CUUGAAAUUUCAAAAUCAAAACCUUUUAAAAUCCCAUCCUAAAGCACAUGUAUUAAAUAUGGUUUUUGCAGCAUGUUGCAAGCGACACACCACCUUACUUAAUCCCGCCCAGCGGCAACGCCUCUUAAUUGGCCCUGCUUGGAACUGUGUCAGAUCAUUAAACUUUAGCACUUUCGCUGCAUCUACGUAGCCUCUGCCGCCGCAUACAGGCGCUAAUCACUCAACAAUGCAACGGCGACAAGUGGCAUGCCGCAAGCGGACUAAACUAAAUAAAAUUAGCCGUCUGCAGCAGCAGAGUCAUGUCACUUCAAGUCGUGGCAAAUACAAUGGGUAUACUUUAAUUCAGUGCAAUCGGAAACGUCAAAGCGUCAACAACGCGUCAAAAGCAAUAAAUAUUUUCAAAUAUUUUUGAAUGGAAUAACAUUUAAAUUUUAUAAAAAACAAUUAAAGUGGAUUUUCUCAAAUCGCUUUGUGAGAUACGUUCGUAUACUUUUGCGCCGGACUUUGACGAAAGUGCAGCAGCAGCAGCAACAACACCAGCGCCACCACAGUGUCCGUCCAACAUGAAACGUUUCAAUUGUUUCAGCUUACGUUCAUUUGGCAUUGUUGUUGCCGGCUUUGAUAUCAUCGUGGGCUUAUGCACGCUGGCACUUUGCUCCUACUACCUAUGGACCGACUACGUGCAGGUGUCGUAUUGGCCGCAGGAUGAAGUCAAAAUAUUAAGUCCGUUAAGUAAUUUCAUUGCAAUAGUUGUUGACUAUGUACUCGUUCAUAAUUUCUCCAACGCCUUCUAUAUGGUAUUGGCAGUUACAAUUUGGAUAAAAUCCUUGAUCAAUUUAGUUGUUGCUUCCAUACUCAUGGAUGGUAUAAGAAAGCAACGUCUUGUUUGCAUUGCUCCCUGGCUGAUUAACACCUCGAUCUCGAUUGGUAUUGAGAUAGCCGUAUUUGUAUUCAUGGAAAUUAAAAUGAAUGAAUUCGAAGAGGAAAUUGCAUUGGAUCGACGCAUUGUACACAGUGUGAUUUUCGGCGUAUUUAUGGUUUUCAAUGCGCUCUCUUUAUUCGGCAUCUCGGCACUAUACAAAAUGCUCAAGGCAACGGUCAAUGAGAAUCGUACACUACAGGAGAGUAUUGUGGAAGCAGCUGGGCUCUAUCAGCAUGUUAAAGUUUAAAUUUGUCGUAGAUUCGUCGCGAAUUUCGGCAAUAUUUGCAGCGUUUGUUAGCACGAUGAAACAACAAUUUUGGUUAUGGGCGUGUUGUUCAUUUAAAAAUGCAUUUAUUUAGCAAAAAAAUUGAAAAACUUUAAUAUAAAAAAUGUAAAACUGCCAAAAUAAAUAAAACAGUGCUCUUGGGAAACAUAGUUAGAAA
Zeugodacus cucurbitae (melon fly) is the source of this 1365-nucleotide messenger RNA. RefSeq lists its product as uncharacterized. The transcript has 4 exons. Bases 564 to 1169 code for a protein of 201 amino acids. NCBI's taxonomy places the organism in Eukaryota, Metazoa, Arthropoda, Insecta, Diptera, Tephritidae. The record is from RefSeq and is a predicted model, not a curated record.